Molecule: messenger RNA, 668 nt
Organism: Nymphalis io (European peacock)
Lineage: Eukaryota; Metazoa; Arthropoda; Insecta; Lepidoptera; Nymphalidae
Product: ejaculatory bulb-specific protein 3-like
Exons: 3
Coding region: 44-409 (121 amino acids)
Source: RefSeq, a predicted model, not a curated record
GGCUAGUUCCUUGAGUCCUAUAGAGAGUAAAAGAAUAAUAACGAUGAAGACUUUAGUUGUUUUUGCUUGCCUGGUUUUAUCGGUGUUGGCUGCUGAUAAGUAUAACGCAAAGUAUGAUAACUUCGACGUGGAGACAUUAAUUACAAACGAGAGACUGCUUAAAUCGUAUGUCAAUUGCUUCUUGGAUAAAGGCAGAUGCACAGCUGAAGGAUCCGAUUUUAAAAAAACAUUACCAGAGGCGGUCGAAACAGUCUGCGGUAAAUGUACCGAGAAGCAAAAGGUUAACAUAAGGAAAGUUAUUAAAGCUAUUCAACAAAAAUUCCCGAAACAAUGGGAAGAACUCGUUAAGAAAAAUGAUCCUUCUGGAAAACACCGAGCCAACUUCGAGAAAUUCAUCCAGGGUAGCUAAAAAAGCUAAUGCUUUGCUUAGCUUAGCCAAUUUAAAAUAGCAUUUAAGUGACUUAAUAAUAAGGUUUAAUUUUAAUAUUUCAAAUAAAAAUAAAUUGGUAUUGAGAUGAGUGAUAGAGAUAACGAAGAUGUGUGAUUCUUAGAUUCAAUGUGAUAUGAUAUUGUUUGCGUCAUGUUGAGGAAACCGCUUGAAAAUGGUGGAAAAUGUUUAUUUAUUAUUCUUAUUGGUGUUGACUGAUUGUAAUAAAUGAUAAAGUAUA